Molecule: messenger RNA, 2136 nt
Organism: Protopterus annectens (West African lungfish)
Lineage: Eukaryota; Metazoa; Chordata; Ceratodontiformes; Protopteridae
Product: corticotropin-releasing factor receptor 2
Exons: 12
Coding region: 440-1690 (416 amino acids)
Biological process (GO): long-term synaptic potentiation; cell surface receptor signaling pathway; adenylate cyclase-modulating G protein-coupled receptor signaling pathway
Cellular component (GO): dendrite; axon terminus; plasma membrane
Molecular function (GO): corticotropin-releasing hormone receptor activity; G protein-coupled peptide receptor activity; peptide hormone binding
Source: RefSeq, a predicted model, not a curated record
AUUCUGGCAUUGAAGGACUGUAGAGGCAAACGGCAAACAGACGAGUCUCUAUUUUUCCAAUGCAGUUUUUUCCAGCAAGUUUCGUUAUUUGAGUGUUGCUUUCCAACGAUGCUGUCUACUAUGAUAUAAUGCGGUUAGAGAAAAAAAAACAUAAAACUAUUUUAAGAAGAAAACUGAUUAUGGGACAAACGUAGCCAUUAAUUAGAAGUGGGGACCGUGAAGAAUGAAUGGAGACCGCGCAAGAGGCCGACCCUGUGUUUUAAUUGGCUCUUGACAGAGUCAUGGCUUUAAAGCUGAAGCGCAUUUUAUAGGUAACUCCUCUCAGAUACUAAGCCUCAGAGAAGUGACAUUUCGCUUCAUCUGAUGAUCACUUGCAAACCCAGUCACGCGUAUUAUUUCAUAUCUGUUUCUAGUGUUCCUGCUACCGGUUUUUGUGGAAAUGGAAAGUAUGGAUGCAUUGAUCAUUCAAGCGAUCUUGGAUGAGUUCGAUCCUAACUGUAGCCUCAUUGAGGUGUUGUCAGAGAAUUUUUUAUGGAGCUCACCCUUACCUCUUCUGGAUUUUGACGGUCCUUAUUGUAACGCUACGACUGAUCAGUUAGGAACAUGUUGGCCAAGGAGUUCAUCUGGACAACUUGUAGAGAGACCGUGUCCGGAAUUCUUUAACGGGGUUAAGUACAACACCACGAGACAUAUAUACAGAGAGUGCCUGGAGAAUGGGACUUGGGCAUCUCGAGUCAAUUACUCUCAGUGUGAGCCUAUCUUGGAAGAAAAGAAGAAGUACCCGGUACAUUACAACAUUGCCCUUAUCAUUAAUUAUCUUGGACACUGUGUAUCAGUGGGAGCUCUUGUUGUUGCCUUUGUGCUAUUCCUGUGCUUAAGAAGUAUCAGAUGUCUACGCAAUAUUAUCCACUGGAACCUUAUCACCACCUUCAUCCUGAGGAAUAUAAUGUGGUUUCUGCUGCAAAUGAUUGAUCACAAUAUACAUGAAAGUAAUGAGCCCUGGUGUCGACUCAUUACAACAAUUUAUAAUUACUUUGUUGUAACAAACUUUUUUUGGAUGUUUGUGGAAGGCUGUUACCUACAUACUGCUAUAGUGAUGACAUAUUCCACAGACAAAUUGAGAAAAUGGGUCUUUCUUUUCAUUGGAUGGUGUGUACCAUUUCCAAUAAUUGUGGCUUGGGCAAUUGGAAAGCUAUACAAUGAAAAUGAAAUGUGCUGGUUUGGAAAAGAACCAGGGAAAUACAUUGACUACAUAUAUCAAGGUCCGGUAAUAAUUGUGCUCCUGAUCAAUUUUGUGUUCUUGUUCAAUAUUGUAAGAAUUUUAAUGACAAAAUUAAGAGCCUCUACCACAUCAGAAACCAUACAGUACAGGAAAGCAGUCAAGGCAACUCUCGUUCUUCUGCCUCUCCUGGGUAUUACCUACAUGCUGUUUUUUGUCAAUCCAGGUGAAGAUGACAUCUCCCAAAUAGUCUUCAUCUAUUUUAAUUCCUUUUUGCAGUCAUUUCAGGGCUUCUUUGUAUCUGUGUUUUACUGCUUUCUAAAUGGAGAGGUUCGCUCUGCAGCAAGAAAACGAUGGCAUCGCUGGCAAGAUAACCAUUCCUUAAGGGUGCGUGUGGCUAGAGCUAUGUCAAUACCAACUUCUCCAACAAGAAUCAGCUUUCACAGUAUAAAACAGACAACGGCUGUGUAAAUCUGGUGAUAUCUGCUGCCUUUCUGAACUCUUUUUGCACUGUGCUCCCUCGUUAAGGUGACCUGCAUUUGUAAACAACUGUGUAUGUUUUAUAAAGAGACUGUCACCACUAAAGAGAUAAGGCUGGAGCAUUUGUACAAAGUAUAUCUGUUUCUAUACAGCAUUAGCUGUUAAAAACAAACAAAGCAUUGAUGCAGGAAUAUUAAAUGGGAUUUUGUCAGCAAAUCUUCAACUCCAUUCUUUAUUAAGACUGGGUAUAUACUGGCACACACAACAUUGUUACUACUUGUUUAAAAAAUAUAGAUCUUAAAAGUAAGCACUCCAGGAGAAUUCAAAUACUGUACAAUAUAAAGCCCCUUUGCAAAAGUGCAUUGUACAAUAAAACAUGUUUAAAUGUUUUUUCUGAACACUUUUAAUGUAUGAAUUAUUAAAAGAGUAAUAAUGUA